AUGUCUCAAUCUGCCAUUUUGGCACGCCGGUUUCAACAGAACUGGAUGGACAGGCAUCCACAGGAUACUUGCCACAGUGGACUAAACUUGGAUGACAGUCUGACUAGCCUUGGCUGGCUUCAGAAUCUGAAGGUGUCAGAGUUCACUCAACCCAGACAGAAACCUGUCGCCUGUGUUAGACUGGACAGUAACCGGAAUUUUAUAAAGGAAGAAUUCAACACCACCUCGGCAUCGUUCACCAUCAUUCAAGAUUCAAACCCAGACUACUCAUUCCAGACUGUAGUUCCCAUGCCGAUCUACAGCAACGCUCCUACAAUCACAGAACACAAGUCCAACCCUUACGUCAAGCCGCCAUAUUCCUACGCCAGUUUGAUCUGCAUGGCCAUGAAAGCCACCAGAAAACACAAGAUAACGCUGGCAUCUAUCUACAGCUGGAUUACCGACAAUUUCAUGUACUACCGCCUUUCCGAUCCCAGCUGGCAGAACUCCAUACGUCACAACCUAUCACUGAACAAAUGUUUCGAGAAGGUUCCACGCCGAAAAGACGAGCCUGGCAAGGGCGGCUUCUGGAGAAUCAACCCCCAGUACAGCGAUAUGAUCGAGAAGGAAGUAUUCAGAAAACGUCGAGCAAGCCUUGACACCAUUCCCUCCCCUUGCUUCAAAAGGUUGAAACUGGAAGACGAUGACAUUUUUAGUGCCUCGGAUCUAAGGAAUGGUCCAGGAGAAGAUAAAAUGUUGAGUAGUAACUGUGUAGAUGCCUUUGGUUCAAAUGACGACGACGGUGAUAACUCUCUGACUUUGAAAGGUGAUUUAAACUGGACGGCGGUUUUGAAUCAAGAUAUUGAAAUUGGCGGGAAGAUCAUCAAAACCGAAGACGUGUUGGAUGAAUGUGAAAAUUCGCCCUUCUUGACCAUGAGCCCGCCAAGUUCCGAAACGAAUUCAGACGAUUUGGGGCUUGACUUUUUGACCCAGACUGGCUUUGGAAUACAUCUUCCUCUAGAUAUACAAACCAACGAUCCUCUAGACCUGACCGUACAGGGCACAACAAUAAGGCCUCCUGACUGGUGGACAGCUGAUGAUAAUAAUAAUAAUAUAGUGCACACGAGCAGUAAUGAAAGCGAAAGUAGUGGUUUAAACACACCGGCUCCGCCUUCUCCAGAACCAGGUGAUAUAAUCUGGGGCGAAAACCUGAAACUAGGUUCAAGCGGGAGUAAUUUUGAUCUGGAAAGUUUAUUUGCUUUUGAUAAAAUUGCCGGCUCUAACAAUUAG
Messenger RNA from Candidula unifasciata, 1269 nucleotides. NCBI's taxonomy places the organism in Eukaryota, Metazoa, Mollusca, Gastropoda, Stylommatophora, Geomitridae. The record is from the annotation of a GenBank genome assembly.